This is a messenger RNA of Belonocnema kinseyi, 3474 nucleotides long. It is a transcript of the gene Taf3, whose product is annotated as transcription initiation factor TFIID subunit 3-like. Gene Ontology annotation, molecular function: protein heterodimerization activity. Bases 226 to 3165 code for a protein of 979 amino acids. The transcript has 10 exons. The record is from RefSeq and is a predicted model, not a curated record. Gene Ontology annotation, cellular component: transcription factor TFIID complex. Lineage: Eukaryota; Metazoa; Arthropoda; Insecta; Hymenoptera; Cynipidae.
CGGACGGACGCCUGAAACCCGAUUCCUGAAAGGAGGUGAUAGAUUGUGGAUUAAUUAAUUUAUUUAUAGUUAGAUUGCACACGUUUUCUGAAAACGAGAGAUAAUUUAAUAGUGUGAUGUGCAAUCGUGUAUAUUUACUUCAGAAUGGAAGUAAGAUUGAAUGGUGUGAAUCAGGGUAGAACGUCUUAAUUUUUCAGCAAUCUUUCAAGUAUUCAGGUAUCAAAAAUGACGUCCGAAUACAGCCGCAGUGUUUUGCGGGUUGUAGUCGCGCAAAUUUGCCAGACAAUCGGUUGGCAUUCUAUAAAUUCUAGUCCUCUGGAAUUUCUUGUUGAUCUCAUGCACGAAUAUCUUCUGCGAGUAUCCAAACUUACUCAUCAAUAUUCAGAAGUCUUGGGGCGAACGGAAGCGAAUCUCGACGAUUUAGGAUUAGCCUUCCGACACAUGAACAUUAGUAUUGAGGAAUUAGCCGAAUACGUAAAAAAUGUAGACUCAAUCCCCUGUCCAGUCUCAGUGCCAAAACUUCCAAUUCACCGCGAAAGCCACCUAAAUUUUUUGAAACCCGGCAGUCGCGAAGUGGUAACCAGACCUGUUCACGUGCACGAACAUUUACCUGCAAUGUAUCCCGAAACCGAAGAAGAAUACGCAUCAGAAAAGCCGGAAAUUCUGGUAAAUGGAUUGUGCGACUCGCCAAAUUCAAACGGAAUGCCUUCAGGAAGUUCCGAGCAUCAAUCGCCAAACGGCUCAAAUGCUCAGGGAGUUUUCAAACGACCUGUGGAUCCAGUCUCCUUCGAGAGUCCAAUCACAAAACGACCAAAGCUGACCGAAGAAGGCCGACCUCUUCGCGAAAUUCACAGUGUCAUGAUGACCACUUCCGGAUUUUUGUCGCCUGCUCGCGAGGGCAAACUUCCCGAGGCGCGUACUCCUCAACAAGCCCGAUCAGAUUCGCCUCCACCCAGCUCGUAUCCGAUGGUGCCGCCGGAACUAAAAACAGACAAGAAACCAAAGAAAGUCGUGAAGAAGACGCCCGAGGGUCGAAAAUUGGACAAGGAGAAUAAGAAGAAGAAUCGGGCGAAGGAGCUCUUCAAGCCGGACGAGGUGAAGAAGCUCACGGGGAUGAAGGAACUUGCUAAAUUGAAAGCUUUGAAACCCGGCGGCGGUAAAGCGCCAGGUCCCUCGAAUCGACCAGGAACGCCAAAAUUGGCACAAACUAAAACGAGUCCGAAGGUGAAGUCGACUCAGCCGAAGGUCAAGCCAGACAAGGUCGUUGAGGUGCCGAAUAAUGUUGCAAUUGUGGAGAAGAAGGAUGAAAAUGUGGAUAAAGUGGCGUCGGAACCUGACAAAAGGAAGCUCAAUAUAUUCAAAAAGAUCUCGAAGACGGACAAGGAGCUGGAGCAGGUUAAGCAAAAAGUGUCCGAUUCUUGGGAAGCUUCGCCUCCCGUGAUUGUUGAUGACGAGGAUCGACAGGCUCAGAAAGUGGAUGUCGAGAUUAACAGGGAGGAGAGAAAAACACCACACACUCCUGAUGUUGUCCCGCCGGAUGGAGGCGACGCUGACGAUUUUCAAAGUCCUGGCUCAAAUGUUUACAUGUUUGAUAAUAUGUCGCCGCCUGGAACACCAAAAACUCCGGACGUUGCUCUGCCUGUUCCAGUUGAGCCGAAGAAAAAGAAGAAGGAGAGGGUUAAUAAGAAAAAGGAGCCGAAAGUCAAAAUUCCGAAGGGCGCGACUCCAAAGAAGGUGAAAAUGCCAAUUGUACCAAUUGAUCUAGAAAUUGUGGAACGACCGAAAACUCCCCAGGCUCCUGAUCCUCCGCCAAUACGAGAACAGCCAAAUAUUCCUCCCGUUUUGCCAUUUCCUUUCUAUCCAUUUGCAGCUCCAGGUCCCGGUCUUAUUCCGCAUCCAAUGGGCCUUCCAAUGUUUCCAAGAUUUCCUCUCCCGCUUCCCAAAGGCGUUCCUGGCCCGCAUCCUGGAUUGCCAAAUUUGCCGAUACCUCCUCGAUUCCUGAACCCUUCCAUGAAGCCAGAGGAUUAUUCCAUGUCGAAGCCGAAAUUUGUGGAUCGCGAGAAACCAAUUUUGCCACCUUUCAUGGAAAUUCCGCCUAUUGUGAAGCCGGAAAAAGUUGAGAAAGUGGAGAAGGAAAAGAUGGUGAAAGUGAAGCCUGAGAAGGAAGUGCCGGUACCGAUUCCUUCGCCCGUUGUUCUGCCACCUGUGAUGAAUAUUCCUCCUGUUAUUCCUCCUUUGUCUUUACCAAUCGCUCCAUCAGUGCCCAUAAAGCAAUUGAAGACCGAGAAAUUGGAAAAGAACGAUAAGAAAUCGAAAGAGCAUAAAAAAGAGAAGAAGGAUAAAAUCAAAAAGAAAAAAGACAAGAAGGAGAAGCAUAAAGAGAAAGGUGAGAAAAUAAAAGAAAAGAAGGAAAAAGGAGAGAAGAAGGAGAAACUGGAAAAGCUUAAAGAGAAGAAAGAAAAACGGGAAAAGCGCAAGGAGAAAGAUUUAAACAAGAAGACUGUGAAAGAAGAGAAGGCUGCAGUACCUCUUGAAGUUGGGGUACCGAAGCUUACCCUUAAAUUGGGAACAUCUUCGCCAAGACCACCGACACCAGAUAGCGCUCCCAUGAAAAAGAUAACUAUAAAGCCGCUGCUGAAGAAGCCGGAAGAGGAAGCGGCUAAGCGAGAAUCGAGUCCUGAGUUGGCCAAAAUAUCGGCAUUAGUAACCCGGCCGCCGAAACAGAAGACACCAAGUAAGAAAACAGAAGAGGGGAUUUUAGAGCUAAACCCCACUCUCUCUUCAGACUCUUCUUUCUCUACCAAUAUUUCUAGCGUAUCACCUCGAGCAAAAAGAUCUUUAUUCAAACCUCCCCCAUCACCCAUCUAUUCCUAUUCCUCAAGUCCGAGUCCUCCAUUGCCGCAGGAGCAGCCAGCAUUUUACUAUGUUGAUGCAAGCGGAAAUCAGGUUUGGAUUUGUCCUGCCUGCGGAAAGCAGGAUGAUGGAUCACCAAUGAUUGGUUGCGAUGACUGUGAUGCUUGGUACCACUGGGUGUGUGUUGGCAUGCAGGUUCCUCCGGCGCCGAACGAAGACUGGUACUGUCGACAGUGUUUAACAAAAAAACAGGAACUUCAUCAUGACAAAAAGAAGAAGAAGCGCAAGAAGAAAGUGAAAGUGCCCGCCUAGUAUAAGCUAACCGGGCCCGGCGUAAGGCCCGGUUUGCCGAUUCAAAAUCUUGCGAAAGUAAAGACAAAAGACAGCAAAGAUGGAAUGAAAAGUCUCAAGGUGAAAAAAAUCGCCAGAAAAGAAAUGAAGUUGCAAAUGAAGGGGUUGAAAAUGAAACCAAACAAGGGAAAAUUAAAAGACAAGAAGAGCAUCAUCAAAGUGAAAAGAGCGAAGAAAGUCAAGAAACUGAAGGACUUUUCUCUAAGUUUAGAACCACCAAAAGCUCAGUAAUUUUUUCCCAUUUUAUCGAAAUAUCAUUUAAAAAAAAAA